Molecule: messenger RNA, 2076 nt
Organism: Labeo rohita (rohu)
Lineage: Eukaryota; Metazoa; Chordata; Actinopteri; Cypriniformes; Cyprinidae
Gene: toe1
Product: target of EGR1, exonuclease
Exons: 7
Coding region: 530-2008 (492 amino acids)
Biological process (GO): snRNA 3'-end processing
Cellular component (GO): cytoplasm; Cajal body
Molecular function (GO): snRNA binding; 3'-5'-RNA exonuclease activity; metal ion binding
Source: RefSeq, a predicted model, not a curated record
ACUUUUUGCUGAACUCAUUAAAAGUUUCAUGGCGUAAUUAUGUUUAUUCUGUAAAGUCCAUUUAAAACAAAAUAUUUAGCAAAAAUAUUACAUUAUCGUCCAUCAUUAACACUCCAGUCCAGCAGGUAGCGGAAACGCGCCAUAUGCAAACCUUCAUAAAACUGAGAAGAAACUGCAACCGGAAGUACACAAACCCACAUGGUACACAGGCGGUUGAACUUAUGAAGUGUAAAGAACACAUUUGCGACGUUUAAGGAGUAAAUAUAGGAGCAGGUGGAAAACCGUGAAAACUGGACACUAAUGAUGGGAACAUGUACAUUAUAGAUAUAUUCGGUUAUAAUUAGUUUUGCUCUCCGAAAUGACAUUUUCACCACGUCUUCAGUAUCUACAUUGACAGCAUCAUUUGGCUUUAUUUAUAAAUAAAGGCGCUGACGUAGAGCGCUCACUUGUUUACGUCGAUUAGAGAGGUAGUUUGUGGUUCAGUUAAGACAGAUUUUGUAGCAGUUAGUUUAUCUGGUGAAUUUACAUAAUGUCAUCCUCAAUGAUAAUCCCAGUUGUAGAUGUACAGGGGAACAACUUUAAGGAGUUGUGGGCAGCAAUAGUGAUAGCCAUUAAAACAUCUUCAUUCAUCGCCAUUGAUACGGAACUGAGUGGUCUUGGAUCACGGAAAGCUCUGUUAGCAGAAUCUGUUGAAGACAGGUAUAAAGCCAUAUGCCAUGCAGCUCGCACACGAUCCAUACUUUCACUGGGGUUUGCUUGCUAUAAAAAGCUUGACAACAAAGCGGACAGCACAUACCUAGUCCAGGUUUACAAUCUGACCUUACUUUGCUCAGAGGAAUACAUCAUUGAACCUCAGUCAGUGCAGUUUCUUGUACAACAUGGAUUCGACUUCAACAAACAAUAUGCUGAAGGCAUUCCUUAUUGUAAGGGUAAUGAUAAAGGUGGUGAUUCCCAUGGGGUAAACAUGCGCUCCUUGUUUGUCGAACUGCUUAGAGCUAACAAGCCCUUGGUGGUCCAUAAUGGUCUGAUAGACAUGGUUUUCCUGUACCAGUGCUUCUAUGCUCAUCUACCUGAUCGACUUGGCACCUUCAUAGCCGAUCUGUCGCAGAUGUUUCCCUCAGGCAUCUAUGACACUAAGUAUGCAACAGAGUAUGAGCUGCGGUUUACAGCGUCAUACCUGGAGUAUGCCUAUAAGAAGUGUAAGCUGGAAAAUAGCAAAGCUAUUGCGGGAGGCGGCAGUGGGAGUCAUGUGUUUCUAGAGUUUUGUAAAUACACAGGCAACAUGCAGAGCUACAUCGACUACAGGCCGUGCUUGGACAACCAGAAUCAGGAUGGUGCCCUCAACAUCUGUGUUCAGUUCUCUGCGUAUGGAUGGUGUCCUAACGGCUCUCAAUGCAGCAUGUCACAUGAUACAGACCUUAUAAUCCAGCAUGAUGAGAAGAUCAGAGAAGACAAGAGGAAGAAAAGGAAGCGCAAGAACAAAAAGAAAGGUUCUCAGGGGCUCUCUGAGACAUGCGGUUCCCCACAGGGCAAAAGGUCACACUUUGAAGAGGCUGAGCCUGACCAGGCAGUGCCCAUGUCUGAACCAGUACUCCCUGAACAUCAGGAGAAGACCGCAAGCUCUGAGCCAACAGAUGCCAAACAUGCGUUUGAACCUGGGAAAACGGCCAGCGAGAAUGUAAAUGAGGAAUCUCAGCCAGAAGCAUCUUCUGAAGCUCCUGAUAGACCAAAAGAGAAGAAAGCGGAAGGAGGGACUCACCGAGCAGGGUUCGAUGCUUUCAUGACAGGCUAUAUUUUUGCUUACGCCAAAAAUCUGACAGAAAACACAGAAGAAUCCGGUACUGCUUUUCUCAUCCCUGCAUGUCUCAAUAAACUCUUCCUCAGUGGCAAGUCUGUUCCUCUACAUGUAGCCAAAAGCACCUUCUCCAAGUCUUCAAAGGCUCAUGUGCACAAGAUGGAAUAUGUCUGGGGAAAAAGCACUGCUGUAAACCCUGAAGGAACUGCAUAGAAAUCUUUGAUUUUCAGAUUUCAAUUUUGUGUACAUUUUUGGUCAAAUAAAAUCUAAGUUUUUCUACA